Glycine soja is the source of this 847-nucleotide messenger RNA. RefSeq names its product 50S ribosomal protein L11-like. The transcript has a single exon. Lineage: Eukaryota; Viridiplantae; Streptophyta; Magnoliopsida; Fabales; Fabaceae. The coding region runs from base 118 to 567 and encodes 149 amino acids. The record is from RefSeq and is a predicted model, not a curated record. Gene Ontology annotation, molecular function: structural constituent of ribosome; large ribosomal subunit rRNA binding. Gene Ontology annotation, cellular component: large ribosomal subunit; ribosome. Gene Ontology annotation, biological process: translation.
AAAAAAAUAUGUUAAUGAUGCAGCAAGAAUAACCCCUCUUUGUUUCUAGACCUGGCCCAUGAAAUAGAAUCUUAAGGCUUAAACCCUCACUGCUCCUCCGAAAUCCCAUCCACGAAGAUGAGCAUACCAAAGGCAGUGGCAGCGACGAUCCGGCUCACGGUGCCGGCCGGAGGGGCUCGGCCAGCUCCACCGGUUGGACCGGCGCUGGGACAGUACCGGCUGAACCUGAUGGCGUUCUGCAAGGACUUCAACGCGCGGACCCAGAAGUACAAGGCGGACACGCCCAUGGCCGUCACGAUAACGGCGUACAAGGACAACACCUUCGAGUUCGCCGUUAAGUCGCCGCCGGUGUCGUGGUACCUGAAGAAAGCCGCCGGCGUGGAAUCCGGCAGCAGCCGGCCCGGUCACGUGACCUCGUCCUCGGUGUCCGUGCGGCACGUGUACGAGAUCGCGAAGGCGAAACAGUCAGAUCCGUACCUCCAGAACAUGCCUCUCGAGUCCAUUUCAAAGUCCAUCAUUGGAACCGCCAACAGCAUGGGGAUCAAGAUCGUCAAGGACCUCGAUUGAAUCAAUCUUUAUAUGCAGUAUCAAUUGUUUUGUUGUGUUGUGGUUUUAGGAUUAGGGUUUCUCUUUUAAACCUCUUUUGAGUUUGAGCCUGCACAUAUGUUUUGUUAUUUUGGCUAAUGGAUGUUUUGAUUUGACAUAUCUUAUGAUAUGGAUAAAGUUGUUAACAAGAUCGGUCAUGUGCUUUAAUCCUUUGGCAGGAAAAUGUGUUAAAUUUUACUUUGGACUAUUUUAUCAGUGACAAUUAGGGGUCUGGGAUCUACAUAAACUCAGUUUUGUAUUC